Molecule: messenger RNA, 282 nt
Organism: Helobdella robusta
Lineage: Eukaryota; Metazoa; Annelida; Clitellata; Rhynchobdellida; Glossiphoniidae
Exons: 2
Coding region: 1-282 (93 amino acids)
Biological process (GO): endocytosis
Cellular component (GO): early endosome
Molecular function (GO): 1-phosphatidylinositol binding; metal ion binding
Source: RefSeq, a predicted model, not a curated record
AUGCAGAGUUCUGAGGGCAGCGCAGAUCCUCCAUCGAACAACAGCGUGGCCAGCUGGGAGUUGCUGAACGAGGGCAACAACAAAGUGGUUCUGUGGGUUCCUGAUCAUCUGGUCACUCACUGCGCAGGCUGUGAAAGAGAGUUUUGGGUGGCAUUGAGAAAGCAUCAUUGCAGAUCAUGUGGCAAAGUCUACUGUCAUGAUUGCAGCAGCUACAGCAUGCCGUGCCCUCACCAGAAUCUUCUGACUCCCGUGCGAGUCUGCAAGAGAUGUUUUGAUGAGUAA